GGUACAGCGUAUCCGAUACUUUUUUUUUUUCCCCAUUUGUUAUUGCACGCUGGUUCUGUUUCGCCGGGCAGCUGAUGAGCAGGGCUCGUACGUUCCUUUUCCAUUAUUUUAGUAGACACCGUGUUUCAUUACUUUUGUGAGCGUUGCUUUUAUUGAAAGGCCUUUAUAGACAUAACAUGAAUCCGCUGAGUGCAGUGUUUAACAGCGUAGUUUUAGUUCUUCUUGCCUUGGGGGUGACAGACGUCUUCUUCUCGUAUGAGUCCAGCCGCUGCAGCAUGACCUAUAUGUUCGAAUACCCGCAGUACCUGCAAAUAAAACUAUCCAAGAAAGUGUCUAGACUUUAUCCACUGUAUGAGCUAUAUCUGUAUGGUGAAGGCUCUUAUGCAGAAGAAAACAAAAACUUGACACUGACUGGAGUUCCAGUUUUGUUUCUUCCUGGAAAUGCAGGAAGCUACAAACAAGCUCGUUCGUUUGCUUCAGUUGCACUUAGAAAAGCUGAAAACAUCGGUAACAGAUAUCACUUUAAUAUCUUCACUGUAAAUUUUAACGAAGAGCUAGUGGCACUCUAUGGCGGCAGUUUACGAAGACAAACAAGAUUUGUGCAUGAAUGCAUUAAAACAAUACUAUCUUUGUAUAAGAAUCAAACGUUUCCUCCAGAAAGUGUUGCUAUUAUCGGACAUUCAAUGGGUGGCCUCGUUGCAAGAGCAUUGUUUACUUUAAAACAUUUCAAACCUGAUCUUAUAAAUGUUAUCAUAACUCAAGCUACUCCUCACAUUUUGCCAGUGUUAUCUACAGAUAUUUAUCUUACUGAUUUUUAUACAAUGGUAAACAACUACUGGAUUUAUAAUUCUUUGAAGCUCAGGAAUAUAACUAUGCUUUCAGUGGCUGGAGGAUAUAGUGAUUACCAAGUUCGUUCUGGAUUGACUUUUCUGCCAACCUCAAGCUUUCACACUAGUGCCUUAUCUGUUGUGAGUUCUGCAGUUCCAAUAACCUGGGCUUCAACAGAUCAUCUUUCAAUAGUAUGGUGCAGGGAGUUGGUGUUAGUAACAGCAAGAGCAUUGUUUGAUCUCAUUGAUGAACAUACCAAGCAGAUAAAUAUAGAUGCUCAGAGUAGAAUGUCUGUCAUAAAACAUCACUUUGUCAGGCACCCAGCAAAACACCUUGAGUCAAGACAUCAGAUAACUGCAUCCUUCACAGAGACACCCAAGUUCACACUUGUAGAAGACUCAAAAUGGACUUACACUGUUAAUAAGGAAUCCAAUGAAUCAUUCUUUUUAUUUCCACUCCUGGAUAAAAGAAUUGCAUAUAGCCAUUUUCACUGUCAAAACACAUUCCUGUAUACUCACAGCUGGAUUUUUGGCUGUAAUAAGACAGUGUCGCCAAAAUGUUUGCAAAUCAAUGACCUUUCAUGGGAAACAGAGCUUCUGCCUUCAGCAAAGGUUGUCAACUUGAAAUUGGAUGUCUAUUCUAAUUUAUCGCAUUUUAUACUCUACAUACCUGCAACAAAUGGAAGUAAGUUUUCUGUGGAGUGUGAAUUCCUGUCCGAAGAGGCAAGAACUGUACAUGUACCUGUUACACAUGUUCUUUCAUUUGGAUUUUCAUCAAGUCAUGCUCCGUUAAAUUCUUCUGGACUGCUUUAUGUUAUACAAUUUGAGGACUUCAGCAAAAUAUAUCAAGCAUUCAAUGUCUUCAUUGUGAGGAACUGUGGACAAAAUAAAGAAAGCAAGUCUAGUAUUUACAAAUUUCAUGUACCAUGGUCACAUGAGGAUCUUAUUGGAGUAUUAAGUGAUGAACUUCCUGUUAGGAUUUCUGCCAAGCUUCAUGCUGAACAACCACAAAAUGACAAUCGCUUGGUAAAAUUAUUCCUGUAUGCAUCUCCAGAAUGUCUACAUGAGGUCACCAUUUCUACUUCAUUUUCACAAAUUCUUGGCCAGAUUGUUCGAUUUCAUGGAAUUUACCUACCUGUGUACAUUGUUGCGAAUUUACUUCUUGCCUAUGGCGCACAGCUACAUUCUAUUUUGAUACAAGGAAGCUGUAUGGACUUAGAUUUAUCAUUUGAUGUGGCAGCAAAACCAUAUAAAGUUGAUCCAGUAUUAAUCAUAUGCAAAUAUCUUUUAAAUUACAAAUGGUUUAAAAAUUACUGGGAUGGGUUGAUGCUCCCACAACUGGAUGCUGUCCAAUUACAUGCCUAUGGCUUCUGGUUUCCAUUGGCAUCCUUGUUCUUCUUCAUAUUUGGUACAAGCAUAGCUUACUGGAGUUCUAUUGGUCUCCAGGCAGCGGUCAGAAUACUUUCCUCACUCUGGAUAUACUUAAAAAGGCCUUCUAUGUUUCCUAAGGAAAGCAAAUGUAUCGCAUACAGAGUAUAUGCUGAGACUUUGUUCUUUGCUUUUAUUUCUUGGAGGAGUUGUGGCACAUUUUCUCUAUUACUUGUUUUUCUGCGUUACUUGAGCAAGGUCCUGAUUUUAUAUUCUUCAAUGAAAAACUAUGUUUCAUUGAAUGCACACAUAGUUAAAGACACGUCGUCAAAACAGGACUCUGUCAAGACAGAUUCAGAUACCAAUAUAAACUCUAAUCAACUAACUCACCACCAGCCUUCUUCUUUAGAAAUCAAAGCUCUCGAUGACUGCCUUAAGAUGCAUUUUACAAUUUUGCACUUGAAUUUGUGGAUUGUCCUCCUAGGUUUGCCUUCUUUUAUUUACUGGUUAAAGACUCUCAGGUAUACCAUUCAACUUGACCCUGAUCCAAACAGAGUAUCCGCUUUAGUUCUUAUUUUUAUUCUGGAAAUUCUUAUGAACUCCACCACAUCUGCAAUAAAAUCAAGUGUAUGUUUGAAGACUGCAGCUGUACUUCAACUACCCUUGUCAAUUAUCGUUGUGGCAUUUGGUACUUUACAUUUGUAUAGAAUAUCUAAUUUAAUAGCUUUCUCUCUUUUUCUACAUGUAGUGUGUUGCUUUGUCUAAUGAAGUCCUUAUAACAUUUAUUUGUACUGUCCUUAUAAUACUUUAGUUUGUUUUGAUAUACAAUAAAAGCAAAAUGGUUUCUA
This is a messenger RNA of Xenopus laevis (African clawed frog), 3043 nucleotides long. It is a transcript of the gene pgap1.L, whose product is annotated as post-GPI attachment to proteins 1 L homeolog. Gene Ontology annotation, cellular component: endoplasmic reticulum; endoplasmic reticulum membrane. NCBI's taxonomy places the organism in Eukaryota, Metazoa, Chordata, Amphibia, Anura, Pipidae. The record is from RefSeq and is marked provisional. Gene Ontology annotation, biological process: endoplasmic reticulum to Golgi vesicle-mediated transport; GPI anchor metabolic process. Gene Ontology annotation, molecular function: phosphatidylinositol deacylase activity; hydrolase activity, acting on ester bonds.